CGCCUAGGAGAACUCGUCUCGUAUCGAUGAGCGUGGUCGAGCAGAUGAGUAAGCGAUCGAAGCCUCAUGUCGCGCAACAAGUCAAGUUACUCGAGGAGCUUCCAACUUUGAUUGGAGGAGGAAAGUAAUCAAGCAAUCGAAGUUGGGCAGGUCAAAGCAGUCUAGCUCUGUGCAUCGGAUUCUCCCCGUUCUUCAGGCGCGUCUUGCUCAAAUCCGCAUAGGUCGACAAGAACUGCGCAUGACUGAACACGCUCGAUUUUCGCUCCCCGACAGGCAGCCCGCUGGCCGAAGUGACUCCAUCCACCGGUCUGCGACGAUUGCUGGGGUGAUACGACGAGAAGAAAUCAGAGCCGGCCGACAGCGGGCCAGCAUUCCCACUCAGCGGCGUGGAUCGCGGUUCGGGCAGACCGCGGCCUGUGACCGGCUCGGCGAGGAUGUGCUCGUACAUGUCCCGCAGCCGCUCGAAGUGGGUGGGGAAGAAGAUGUCGAAAUAGCCGGGCGCGACGAG
Molecule: messenger RNA, 508 nt
Organism: Mycena citricolor
Lineage: Eukaryota; Fungi; Basidiomycota; Agaricomycetes; Agaricales; Mycenaceae
Source: the annotation of a GenBank genome assembly